This is a messenger RNA of Hyaena hyaena (striped hyena), 3789 nucleotides long. RefSeq names its product ZFP1 zinc finger protein (gene ZFP1). Gene Ontology annotation, molecular function: RNA polymerase II cis-regulatory region sequence-specific DNA binding; DNA-binding transcription repressor activity, RNA polymerase II-specific. The record is from RefSeq and is a predicted model, not a curated record. Gene Ontology annotation, biological process: negative regulation of transcription by RNA polymerase II. The coding region runs from base 894 to 2204 and encodes 436 amino acids. NCBI's taxonomy places the organism in Eukaryota, Metazoa, Chordata, Mammalia, Carnivora, Hyaenidae. The transcript has 2 exons.
GGCUAUUGUAAAUAAUGCUGCAGUGAAUGUGGGUGUGCAUAUAUCGUUUCAAGUUAGGGUUUUUAUUUUCUUUGGAUAAAAACCCAGAAUUGUUGGAUCAUGUGGUAGUUCUCUCUUUUGAGGAGCCUUCAUACUGUGUUCCUUAGUGGCUGCACCCAUUUACCUUUUCCACCCACGGCGCACCAGGGUUUGCUCCAUAUCCUCACCAACAUUUGUGAUCUCUUUUUGAUAGCAGCCAUUCUGACAGGUGUGAGACCGUCUCUCAUUGUGAUCUUGAUUUGCAGUUCUCUAGUGAUGUGCUGGGCAUCUUCUCGGGCACCUGUUGGCCAGGUGUAAGUCUUCUUGGGGAAAAUGUUCAGAUAUUCUGCCCAUUUAUUAAUUCGAUUGUUUUUUUCAGAUGAAUUGCAAAUAUUUUAUCCCAUUUAGAAGGGUUCCUUUUCAUUUUGUCGGUCGUUUCCUUUCUGUGUAGAUGCUUUUUGGUUUGAUAUAAUUCCACUUGUUUAUUUUUGCUUUUGCACCAUUUGUAUGGCUUGGAUAUGGAAGAGACAGCUCUACUUAUGCCUGAUAUUUUUCCUUGCAACUGGAAGUUCAUCUGCUGCCUUUAAAUAUGUAAAGCUUUAAUUAACUCUUUAAUAUUGUCUGACUUGAUACCACAAAAAAUACCUAUAGAGUAUCAUCUCUGUACUGAUAACAUUAAAUGCUGUGCAUUUAUGUUUACAUAUUUAUCUCCCUAUAGUCAUUUUCAGAAGAGAAACAGUAUUUUAUUAAUCUUAGAUACCUGUUGUAUAUGCCAGUGUCAGAGACAUAUUUUAUAAACAUUUUAUUUGUAAAAAUAUUUUUUGGAAACAUGAUAAAACAGUACAGUUCGUGUCCUAUGUAAAUUUUCAUACCGAAUGACCCUUUUACAACAAGGUAUGAAUAAGUUUUCAUAUAUCCUUUCUACGUUGCCAAAUUCUGGUCAUUUUGGAAUGCGAAGCAAUGCGAGUAAUAUGCCAUUUCAGGGAUCGGUUUCAUUCACGGAUGUGACUGUGGACUUCACUCAGGAGGAAUGGGAGCAACUGGACCCCUCACAGAGGAUCCUUUACAUGGACGUGAUGUUGGAGAAUUAUAGCAACUUACUCUCAGUGGAGGUGUGGAAGGCUGACGACCAGAUGGAGCGGGACCACAGCAAUCCCGAUGAGCAGGCGAGACCGUUUAUCAUUUUUAAGAACCAAACCCCAAUUGAAGAAGGAGGUAAUCUCUUUGGAAAAACAUUUAAUCUGAGCACAGAUUUUGUUUCUUUAAGGCAAGUACCCUAUAAGUACGACUUAUAUGAAAAAACUUUGAAAUCUAAUUCAGACUUACUUAAUAGUAAUAGAAGCUAUAUAAGAAAGAGAGCCGAUGAGUGUAAUGGAUUUGGAAAAGCACUCCUCUAUCUGAAGCAAGAGAAAAACCAUCAUGGGUUGGAAUUCUCUGACUAUAAUAAAAGUGGGAAAGUCUUUAAAGAAGCCAUUUUUAAACAUCAGAAAAUAAGAAAUUUGGUACAGCCUUUUAUUUGUAAUUACUGUGACAAGGCUUUCUCCUUUAAGUCACUCCUCAUCAGUCACAAGAGAAUACACACUGGAGAAAAACCUUAUGAAUGUAACGUGUGUAAGAAAACCUUCUCCCAUAAGGCAAACCUCAUUAAACAUCAAAGAAUUCAUACGGGGGAGAAACCCUUUGAAUGUAUUGAAUGCGGCAAAGCUUUCACCCACCAGUCGAACCUCAUCGUCCACCAGAGAGCACACAUGGAGAAGAAGCCCUACGAGUGCAGUGACUGCGGCAAGACAUUUGCCCAGAAGUUUGAACUUACUACACACCAGAGAAUUCACACAGGAGAACGGCCCUACGAGUGUAAUGAAUGUGCAAAAACCUUCUUCAAGAAGUCCAACCUCAUCAUACAUCAGAAAAUCCACACGGGGGAGAAACGCUAUGAGUGCAGUGAAUGUGGAAAAUCCUUUAUCCAGAACUCACAGCUCAUCAUACACAUGAGAACUCAUACGGGAGAGAAACCCUAUGAAUGUACUGAAUGCGGCAAGACCUUCAGCCAGAGGUCAACCCUGAGGCUACAUCUGCGAAUCCACACAGGAGAGAAACCGUACGAGUGUUCCGAGUGUGGAAAGGCCUUCAGCCGCAAGUCCCGACUCAGUGUCCAUCAGAGGGUUCACAUGGGGGAAAAGCCCUGAGGCGACAGCGUGUGCUGUGGAAAGACCCGAACCCUGCCAGUGGGGGGCAAACCGUGCAAAGGUACUGAAGGAACAUGGAAAUUCGUGGUGGGAUACAAUCCAUCAAAUCAAAACACGUGUGACAACAGGGUCCCCUAAGAACAGCAUUCUAACCCAAGUUCGAUGCGCUGCCCCGCCCCAGGGUCUGUCCAGUUGUCAGUAGACGUGCUCAGUUGUAGUGCCGUGAGCUUGUUAAAGCCUCCAAUGACUCAAGAAUGAAAUAGUCUGGGCAGUAGCAUAAAGGAUCUACAGACCGUACCCCAGGGGUUGAGUGGCUAUGAAUUAUGCCCCAAAACACAAAUCCUAUCUUACCUCUAAAUUUAACACAGUCACUGGGAGUUUGAAAUUCUUGUCCUCUGAGAAUUAGGACAUGAAUAAGAUUUUCCAUACUAAACCUCAUGCGUCUUUCAGUACCUUUACAACCCAGUACGCAUUCCAGAUGAAACAGGUGUAGUGCGUAGCCUGUGUUUUCUCUUCUGGCUUGCUGCCAUGUGUAAGUUGUCCGACCGUCGUUAUUCAGCUGCCUCUUCAAUAAACAGAAGACAAUGUUGAAGGUUUACCUUGCUUCUGGGGUUACUAGAAGCAUUAUUCACCUAAAUCUGUAAGUGAGAUAAUUAAGAGGGGGUUUAGGGACUCAAAGACCACUGUGGGCUGUCACUCAGUGUACGCACCACAGCCGAAGAGGGUGCCCACGUCCCUAGGGCGCAGUUCCUUUGCAGUGGGGUGUUUACACACAAAUGCAUGUCUUUUAACAUAUUGUGUAACCCAGAAACUACUUGUACUUUUGUGUUUCCCUGUUUCUCUUAAUAUUUUAUGAAUUGUCUUACAAAAAAAUAGGAUGUGUAUGUGGUUCACAGGUGUUACAUUUCACACUUUAGAGAAAAAACAAACUCAGUAAAUGUCAUAGUGCUUUUUCAAAUGUUCAUGUGCACAACCCACUUUAGAAAUGCAUUUUUGCCACAUUCUGUUUAAAGGAGGUAUUUCCACUCCCUGGGUUUCACUGUCAUCAGCCAAAGGCAUUUCCCUCUGAAACCUGAGUAGAAGUUAAACCUUUCCUGUUAAGGUUCACCAACACUCUACAAGUUAGACUUUUCAGUGAUCUCUCCAUAUGUUUAACAGUUAACCUUAAAAAAAAAACUUUAAUAACUCAGAGGUAAAGUAUCUUACUGUUGAUUUUAAAUUCCCAAGUUCCUCUCCCAGUCAGUCAUGAAUCACACACUAGAACUGUCACUGACAACUGGCCUUUUCUCUUCCUUAUUUUUGAAUAUCAUUAAUAUGCUGUGACUAUCCUUGAAUGUGAGUGACUUUCUGAACAGAUUGACAGAACAUCUAUAUAUAGUCCAGUAAGUUUUUGUCUUUCUAAAAUUGUCAUCUUGUCUACUAUGGGCAAGGAAGCAGGGGAGUAGAUUCAUCUCAUGCACUGCUGUUAGAAAUGGAAGUUGUAACCGUCUCUUAACAUUAGAAAUAGACCUAGCCUUCAGGGAUGCCUGGGUGGCUCAGUUGGUUAAGCAUCAACUCUUGGUUUCAGCUCAGGUCAUGAUCUCAU